AUGUAUGAGAAGCUCCGGAGCUGUGGCUGGAGCCGCAGGAUGUCUCGGCAGGCAGGAGGUGCCGGGGCUGCAGCGCAGCGAAAGCCGGGGCAGAGCCGGAAAGCAGAGGGGGCGGGACAGCAGCACCAGGAUCCCAGCAGGGCAGAGAGGGGCGAGCCCAAGAUCCCGGGCACCCGAGCAGACGGGGAUAAGUCCCUCGUUUACAAUGUCCAGGGCCAGCUGAAUGGUUUUAAGUUCAGCAAAUUGGCUCGAUCCACCUUCUCCUUCAGAGUUGUAAGCCAUGGGAUGAUGAGGUAUGCAAGCACGAGCAGCAGCGGCUUCAAGCUUGAGCGGAAGGGCAAGGGCACGGGACAUGAAGGUAGCAUACCAAACUUCCAUUCUGGCCACUGUCCAGCCCACCCUGCUCCCCUCUGCCUGGCCCUUCCAUCAUUUCCCCUGGCUGGGAGCCCCCUCCUCUGGCUUGUCUACAGCCUGUACAGCAAAACCUCCCUGGUGGUGGCCUCGGCUCUGCUGGAGAACCACGGGGAGGGUAAGCCACAGGAGCCCUCCAACAUGGGGCCAUGCUGGGGGCUCCUCCUGCUCGCAGCAGCCCUGGGGACAACAGCUGCUGCCCGCUGCCCUACACCCUGUGUCUGCGACAACCUCCGUGCCCACGUCCUGUGUGUCAAUGGGAGCCUGACGGCCAUCCCUGACACCAUCCCAGAGCUCACAAAAAAACUAGAUCUUCGUGGCAACAGUUUCACUGUCAUCCCAGCGAGAGCCUUCCUUGCCACCCCCUACCUGACACACUUAGACCUCCAGCAUUGUAAGGUGGAGAGGCUGGAAGAAGGGGCUUUCCGGGGUCUGGGGAGGCUUGUCUACCUCAACCUGGCCUCCAAUGGCAUAGCCCUCCUCUACCAGGAGUCCCUGGAUGGGCUCUUCUCCCUCCAGCAGCUCAUUCUGGAGGGGAAUCGCAUUGAAGAGAUACAGCCUGGUGCUUUUGGCCAUCUGGGAUCCCUCACUGUCCUCGACCUGAGGGCAAAUGCUUUGGUCUACCUCCCAGACAUGGUCUUCCAGGGUCUACAGGUUCUUAGAUGGCUCCGGCUGUCGCACAAUGCCCUCCAUGUGCUGGGCAAUGAGGCCUUUGCUGCUCUGCCUGCCCUGCGCAGGCUGAGCCUGGACCACAAUGAGCUGCAGACACUGCCUGGCGAGGCUCUGGCCAGGCUGGAUGGGGCUACCUGGCUAGACCUGGGCCACAACCCCAUCACCUAUGUGGCCGAAGAAGCCCUGGCCAUGGCCUCCCUGAGGCACCUCUUCCUGGAUCAUGCCUCCCUCCAGGAUGUGGCACAGGAUGCUUUUGCCCGCAGUCCCCAGCUCCGUAUGCUGGACCUCCGGGAAAACCAGCUGCAGGGGAUGCCACCCCUGGCUGGGGCGGGGGGGCUGGUAAGGGUCAGCCUGGAUGGGAACCCUCUGCUCUGCUCCUGCCUCCUGCGCCCCUUCCACAGGUGGCUGGCAAGGGCACGGGUGCAGGCCGAGGGUGCUUGUGCUGCACCCCCUGCCCUCCGUGGCCGGUCCCUCAACUCCCUGAAGUCCCCUGAGAUGAGAUGCAGUCGCCUCCGGCCACCCCCUAGCCCCGCUGCACCGCCAGAACAGCCAAGGGCAGGCAGCAGCAGGCAGUGCCCCCGGGGGUGUGUCUGCUCUCCCGACUUCCAUCAUGGGUCCUGUGAGAACAGGGACCUGCGGGAGAUUCCUCGGGACUUCCCUGAGGACACCCGCCUUCUCGACCUGCGCCGAAACCACUUCAGGACAGUGCCACCAGAUGCCUUCCUCGGCCUGAAGGAGCUGGUGUCACUCCACCUGCAGAGGUGCAGCAUCAGGGCAUUGCACCCCGGGGCACUCCGCGGGCUGGAGAGCCUGGUCUACCUGUACCUCACCAACAACCACCUCUCCACCCUGGCAGCUGCUGCCUUUGAGGGGGCCCCGCAGCUGGCCUACCUCGACCUGGACCAUAAUGCCUUCACCCAUGUGCCUGCAGGCACCUUCCGGCUCCUGCCCAACCUCAUCUCCCUCCAUCUGCAGCACAACGCCAUCGGGGAACUGGCAGAGGGCGACCUGGCUGGAGCCAGGGGGCUCCGCUGGCUCUACCUAGCUGGGAAUGCCAUCAGGCACAUUGCCCCUGCUGCCUUGGCUCCCACCAAGAUGCUGGAAAAGCUGGAGCUGGAGGGAAACCACCUGUCAGAGGUGCCCACAGCAGCCCUGCAGGGCCUGCCUGCCCUGAGUGAGUUGAAGCUGUCCCGAAACCCCAUCAAGCACAUGGGGGAUGGUGUUUUCCUGCCGGUGGCCUCCAGCCUGCAGCACCUCUACCUGGACAACAUGGGCCUGGAGUGGAUUUCCCCCCAUGCCUUCACUGGUCUUGGUCCCAAGAUCAGAAGCCUCUACCUGGAGAGCAAUAAAAUGAGUAACAUACCCGACAUGAGCAACUUCACGGGGCUGGAGAUCCUCAACCUGCAGGAUGUGCCUUUCCACUGUGACUGCCAGCUCCUUCCUCUGCAUAGGUGGAUCAACAAACUCAACCUUCGCAUAGGGGCCACCUGUGGGUCCCCUGCAGAAGCCCAGGGACUGAAGGUGAAGCUUUCCACCACUUUCCAAACUUGUCCUGGCUGGGGACACGGCGAGGCUGGGGAAAACAAUCCUAACAAGACUAAGGCUGCAAGCAAGCCCAGCAAGAAAAAGAGGUCGGGAAAACCUCCAGCCAGAGGCUUCAGUAAGAGCAGAGCAUAGGGUUUCUUAAGGUGUGUAGGACAUGUGCUGGGCCAUAUCUACAGUCUGGCUAGAGCAGUUUUUCUAGACUUGUCCCCACCCUGGGGACAUGAGUAUAGCCCAAGGUGCAAAGGAGAGCC
Messenger RNA from Poecile atricapillus (Black-capped chickadee), 2879 nucleotides. Its product is annotated as chondroadherin-like protein. Bases 1 to 2760 code for a protein of 919 amino acids. Gene Ontology annotation, cellular component: extracellular matrix. Gene Ontology annotation, molecular function: protein binding. Lineage: Eukaryota; Metazoa; Chordata; Aves; Passeriformes; Paridae. The record is from RefSeq and is a predicted model, not a curated record. The transcript is spliced from 8 exons.